AUGUAUUUCUUUUGGCGUGUUGGUCGGAUCUUUUCCGUGUGCCCGAAGCUUUCUAAAAUUUCGGGUGAAAGAUGGGUGGGAGACACGAGACCUCAAGUCUGUGAGUUGGGUGCGGAUCGGGUCUCGGCGUGUCGCUUUUCCCACACGUUAUUUCCUCUUUCCGAGCCUUCUGCUUCUGAUUCCCGCAGUUAUAUGCGAAAAAAAGAAACCCAGAUAUUUUUCGAUAUUUUCUUGAGAUUCUAUGCUUUCACGGCGAGAGACGAAAGUCCGGCGGGAAAUGAGAGAGGUGUUGACAGGGCUGGCGACGGAAAAGAAAGUAGGGGUGAAGGAAACGAUAUAGAUUAA
Messenger RNA from Aspergillus puulaauensis, 345 nucleotides. RefSeq lists its product as uncharacterized. Lineage: Eukaryota; Fungi; Ascomycota; Eurotiomycetes; Eurotiales; Aspergillaceae. The record is from RefSeq and is a predicted model, not a curated record. The transcript has a single exon. The coding region runs from base 1 to 345 and encodes 114 amino acids.